UCUCACUCAAUCUCACAUUACACAAUUCUUCCACAAUAAUACUACCCAAAACCACUCACAGCAAGUCACAGCAAAGCCAAAUCUAACAAUUUCCAAAAAGAAACCCAUAUAAUAACACUCCACUUCCAAAUUCCAAUCCCAAAAUUCGUCUGAAUUUCCAUAUACAUAAUAUAUAUUUUUUUCCCCCAUAGAAAUGGAGACGAAGAGGAGGAAACCCCUUCUGAUUUGCUCUAUAGCGACCGCCACUAUCGUCGCUAUAGCCAUCCUCGUCGCUAUAACCCUAGCAUUCACCGUGUUCAAGCCCCGAGACCCGACCGUCACAAUCUACCUAGUGGGUCUGCGCAACCUCGGCGCCGACGAUAUACUAACGGGCCAGAACGUCACGACAGAUAUGGUGAUCGGAAUUAGCAACCAGAAUUACGCCGGUUUCAAGUUCGCUAACGCGACGAGUUUGGUGACAUUUAACGACGAGUUGGUGGUCGGCGAGGUGCCCGUGCCGGGGGGCGAGAUCCGGGCGCGUUCGGACGUGAACGUGACGACGUCGGCGGUGCUGAUGCCGGCGAAGCUGAUGCACAGCCCGGCGGCGCUUGAAGAGGUGUUUGAGAGCAAGGCACUGAAGCUGAAGGCGGCGGUGAUGUUGUACGGGACGUCGUCGUUUUGUGGGGUGAAGGUGAAGACGUCGGUGUACACGGAGUGCCAUCUCACGGUUGUGGUUGGGAAGGUGCCGAGAGGGGAGAGUUGGUGUUGGAGCAAGCUGAAAAUAAAUUAACUUUGGGAAGUGUAGGUUAGGGGGGGAAAUGGUGAUUAGUGAUCACUUGUUUUAUUUGGAUAAAUACAUUGUGUUGUUUUUUUUUUUUUUGGUAUGGUAAUAUCAAUUAGGCAUCUAUAAUUAUUGGUAUGAGCUGGUUUAUUGACAUGGUAUCGGAGCUGGUUUGGCUGAGUGGUCUCGUACGUUCGUAUCCUGACGACCCUCAACAUUAACAAUUGAUUAAACCGCAAUGUAUGGUGAGUCUAUGCAAAGUUUAGACCCCGUGAGUUGGCUUAAUAUUUGAGGGACGGGUAAGCGAAUAGCAUAUGAUCCAUAAUUAACUGUUAUAACUGCG
Molecule: messenger RNA, 1103 nt
Organism: Linum trigynum
Lineage: Eukaryota; Viridiplantae; Streptophyta; Magnoliopsida; Malpighiales; Linaceae
Source: the annotation of a GenBank genome assembly